This is a messenger RNA of Guyanagaster necrorhizus, 1462 nucleotides long. RefSeq lists its product as uncharacterized. The record is from RefSeq and is a predicted model, not a curated record. The transcript is spliced from 3 exons. NCBI's taxonomy places the organism in Eukaryota, Fungi, Basidiomycota, Agaricomycetes, Agaricales, Physalacriaceae. Gene Ontology annotation, biological process: siderophore biosynthetic process. Bases 143 to 1330 code for a protein of 395 amino acids.
GCGUUUCUAGCGGACUCCGCCACGCGCACGGGAUCUUAUCAGAUCAGAUUGUUGCAGAAUCUUAUCUGAUUUCCGCAUCUUCUCCGAAUUCCAGCCGUAGUGAUAAAGCGACGUCGAAUAUCUUCCAUAUUGAUCUUUCCUUAUGUCUUCUACCGCAACACCUGCGGGGUACAGUGCCGAACGCUUCGUUGCACCAGCUGAACAAACUUUCAAACUCCCGGAUGGCUCUUCGGUUAACAGUGUGGACACGGAAGGUGUGAUCACCAUUACCAGCGGUAAUUCUGUGGUCGCUUUCUCACCACAAGAGCGUGUUGUUCGAGUCAGUCCGUACGGUAUUGUCAAUGAAGAUCGGGCAGUUUCAGAAGCGGUCUUGCUGAUCUCAAGCACGACACCAGUAACGGCGCGAGACCUUUGGGUCUCCAUUUAUGCGUUAUGGCUACGAAGAAACGAAGAGGACGUUGCUCCUGUGGUCAUCGAUGAAACAUUAUUCAAUGGAAUCGAGUUGCAGAAUUAUCUCACUCACACCGGCCUUGGAUAUGUCCCAGAUGCCUCAGAUCCGACGACUCUCCUCCUCUCUCGUCCAGCAUUCUGGCAGAGUGCAGGUGCUCCACCUGGAAUGUCCUGGCUGCGCGAUCCUAUCCCAUCACCGUUGCUAGCGCCAACGCCAUCACUCUUUCCUUACGUCCAGUCUUUCACUCGUGGCCCCCACGUCUUGACCACACAUCCUCUUCGGCCACCAAAACCAGUACCAGGGUCCGUGAUAUACUCCCGAUAUAUCAACUGCCUAGGUGAACUCCUCACAUUCACCCAUAUCGAUGCAUCGAACCCUGUACACUUCGAGGCCUAUACACGCUGGCAGAAUUCUGAUCGUGUGAACGUUGGAUGGAGAGAGAGGGGCGAUGAUGAACAUCAUCGCACAUACCUUAAGGACCGACUGGCUGACCCGCAUAUAAUGGGAUUUAUCGUGUCUUGGAACGGAGAAGCAGCAGGUUACGGGGAAAUUUCAUGGGUAAAGGAGGACCCUAUGGGAACAUAUGUAGGCGGAUUGGGAGACUAUGAUCAAGGCACUCACCUGCUCGUGGGCGAAGAGAGGUUCAGAGGCCGACAGCGAUUCACCGCCACCAUGACUUCGAUGAAGCACAUGUGCCUCCUUCGCGAGCCCAGGACAGAGGUCGUCGUCGGCGAGCCCCGCGCAGAUCUGCCCAUUAUCCCUCGUCUCAUUGCGUACUUGCCUCAAGAGUUCAACAGGGAGUUCGAGCUACCACAUAAAAGAGCGGUAUACUUUGUGCUCAGGCGAGAACGCUUCUUCCAGGCAGCAAUGUUGUACUAGCUACGGAGUGGUUCGUCGCUCCGAAUAUGAGCUGUAGUCGCGAGACGUACAAUUCUUGUUCGCCAGUGUCCUAGUGCUUGGUGUCGCACUAACAAAGGCGGGCACCUAUAGUAAUCGUCGUCGUCGUACUGU